Molecule: messenger RNA, 1077 nt
Organism: Penicillium verrucosum
Lineage: Eukaryota; Fungi; Ascomycota; Eurotiomycetes; Eurotiales; Aspergillaceae
Exons: 3
Coding region: 1-1077 (358 amino acids)
Source: RefSeq, a predicted model, not a curated record
AUGCCUUACUUGAUGAUCUUGAUGAUUUUUGGAUUUGCUUCGAGGGUGAUUAACCUCUACGAUACACUUUCAGUUGGUAUUGUUGGACGAGCCAGAACAUUUCUUGCACGACCCAUACGAAAGUUGGUACAUAUUGUGUAUGACUGGACCGAUGUGAAUGACUGGAGAAAUGUGUCUAACUGGAGCGGCGCAUCGGGCUCACCACGGAGUCUGAAAUUAGUGCUUUGCUAUCUUCCUCUCUUAUCUGUCUACUUCACGUGUUUGGUGCUCGUGGAUAUAUGGGAUUCUGCUAUUGCAGAGGUCGGCUGGUUAAUUGUUGCCUUUGCAUAUGGUAUUGUCCGACUGAUAAGGACAAUAUAUCGACCGGAACAGAUAGGCCUCGAGGCUUCGUUGACUGGUAUCAAUGAUUGGUCGUUUGGCCAAGUUUCUUCUGUGGUGUUACUGGCCGCACCGCUCAUCACAGUCAUCGAAUAUAUCCAGGAAGAAGAUGAGCCUCGCGGACAAGAUGAGACCCCCGCAAAAGAUGAGACUGGCACACAGGAUGACGAACAAUCUCUCUCUAACGACCAAACCGAACCCCCGUCCGAACUCCCUUCUACUCACGCAGAGGAUGAGACUCACGUUCAAGAUGAAUCACAAACUCCCACUGACGGUCAAACCGUACCCCCGCUCGAACCCCGUUCUAUAUCAGACCUAACCACUGUGGACCUCAACGACCCCGACAAUGAUUGGGUCUCCCACCUCAAAAUAUCUGAUCUGAUCGCUGUACAUAUAACCAGGUUGGCUGGUGCGGUUAUCCUCUGGGCGGCAGAGGGUGAUCCUUUCACCAAUACGAACGAGAUAUUCUUAGACUUCCUCCUCUCGGGUCUUUGGAUGUUUGUACUCAUUUUUUGCUCCUUGAUGAUUGAGACUGCAUUUGCGGACAAAAGAUCUGGUCUUACCCUCCUUCUAGAACAAGGUGUGAAGAUAUACAGCAUCGCGUUUACCAGUUUAUCUCUCCCCAUUUGGGCGAAGUUUGCUUAUUGCCUCCUGCCACUCCCCAUCGUCGGUGUUUUGGCGUAUCGAUUUUGGUGCUGA